AGCACCUCCAAGAGCAAAGCCAGCUUCUUCAUGUCACACGACCAGCGCUUCUUCGUAAAGACCCAGACAGGUCACGAAGUGCAGGUGCUGCUCACCCAACUGUGCGGCUACGUGCAGCACCUCGUGCAGUACCCACACUCGCUGCUGGCUAAGUUGCUGGGCAUUUACAGUCUGCAGGUGGCCAACCGGGCAAAGGUGAGUGUGGUGGAGGCGAGGUGGCUCGGCAGUGGGGGCUGCUGGAGGGUGAGGUCCCGCGCUUCCCUCACUGCCCCGUCCUGUCCCCAGAAGUACUUCAUUGUCAUGCAGAGCGUCUUCUAUCCCGUCAACCGCAUCUCUGAGAGAUCCCGGCCCCUUCCCUGGAGCUUGUGGCGUGGAUUCCGAGACAAGAAGAACCGAGUGGGCCUGGUUGAAAUCGAUAACACCAAUGAAUAUCACACCAUCACCAAAAUUAUGCAGCGUGGGCUGUGGGCUGCCUCCCAGGUCUCCAUAGACAACCCGCCCAAGGGACCUGCAACUCUGAAAGAUUUUGCAGAAAUCAGGACUCAGGUUCACAAAGAGGGCUUCCAGCUCGAAAUUUUGGCGGGUCCAGCUUUUGCACGCCUGAGGAAAGGUGUAGGCCUGAAUGAAGAGGACUAUCAGGCUGCUCUGGGUCCCGGUAACCCCUACCUCCAAUUCAUCAGCACGUCGAAAAGCAAAGCCAGCUUUUUCCUUUCACACGACCAACGCUUUUUUUUGAAAACCCAGACAAGGAAGGAAGUGCAGGUGCUGCUCUCCCAGCUGUACAGCUACGUGCAGCACCUCGUGCAGUACCCACACUCACUGCUGGCUAAGUUGCUGGGCAUUUACAGUCUGCGGGUGGCCAACCGGGCAAAGAAGUACUUCAUCGUCAUAGAGAAUAUCUUCUACCCUGUCAGCCGCAUCUCUGAGAGGUAUGACAUCAAGGCGUGUACUUUGAGCCGCUGGGUGGAGCCAGUCCCCGAGGACAGCCCCCUUCUCCUGGUGUUGAAGGACCUCAACUUUGAUGGAAAGACCAUUGACCUGGGACCCCAGCGGAGCUGGUUCCUCCGCCAAAUAAAAGUGGACAUUGAAUUCCUGCGGGGCCACGGAGUGCUGGACUACAGCCUCCUGGUGGGCAUUCAGCCUCUUCACGAAGAUGAAAAGAACCGGUUCAGCUUUGUCCGCACCAUCAGGUCCGUAUAUGGGGGGCCGGAGGGCCAGAACCGCCGGCUGCUGCCCGACGUUCCCAACGCCCUUCAUGUCUUGGACGGUCCGGAAAAACGGUAUUUUCUGGGCUUGGUGGAUGUGACCACUAUCUUUGGGUUUCGAAAACGGAUGGAGCAGCUGUGGAAGACAAUAAGACAUCCAGGCCAGUCUUUCUCCACAGUCAGCCCGGAUCACUAUGCCCGUCGAAUGAUCCAGUGGGUGGAAACCCACACCAAGUGACUAGAACCGGUCUCUAAGCAGCUGGGGACGAAGAUACACAAUUCUCCACCGUCUGCCCAGCUGGCUACACCCGGCCCAUGUAUCAGUGGGUGGAAACCCACACCAAAUGACUCAAACCCAUCCGAGUUGUCGGCUAGACAUUUCCAGCAGAACCAUCCUGCAGUUCCCCCUGUUAGCCACAGGAGGGUAGCAUCCCCUAAUGCUGUAACUACUCAGCUCCUUUCUGUGAUGGGGCAGUGCUGUUUAAAGCAAGGAUUUCCUCUUCCCUUCUGCUCCUCCCCUUAGCGCAUUUACUAUUAAAAAUCUUUUUCUCCUGCUCCUCCCCUUAGCUCAUUUACUAUUAAAAACUGUUCUCUUUCA
Messenger RNA from Mesocricetus auratus (golden hamster), 1803 nucleotides. It is a transcript of the gene Pip5kl1, whose product is annotated as phosphatidylinositol-4-phosphate 5-kinase like 1. The record is from RefSeq and is a predicted model, not a curated record. Gene Ontology annotation, molecular function: phosphatidylinositol kinase activity. Gene Ontology annotation, biological process: phosphatidylinositol metabolic process. NCBI's taxonomy places the organism in Eukaryota, Metazoa, Chordata, Mammalia, Rodentia, Cricetidae.